Messenger RNA from Gossypium arboreum, 387 nucleotides. RefSeq names its product 50S ribosomal protein L14, chloroplastic-like. Gene Ontology annotation, molecular function: large ribosomal subunit rRNA binding; structural constituent of ribosome. The transcript has 2 exons. The coding region runs from base 1 to 387 and encodes 128 amino acids. NCBI's taxonomy places the organism in Eukaryota, Viridiplantae, Streptophyta, Magnoliopsida, Malvales, Malvaceae. The record is from RefSeq and is a predicted model, not a curated record. Gene Ontology annotation, biological process: translation. Gene Ontology annotation, cellular component: cytosolic large ribosomal subunit; ribosome.
AUGGGGACGACGGAACCUGUGAAUGCAGAGGAUUUAUUGAAAACGAAUCCUAAUGAUUUAUCGGGGAGGAUGGCGGAACAAACCAGAGACCACUGCAUUUCUUUUAUUCUGAUUCUGAGAGGUCAUGAGCCAGUAAUCGCCGAUAUGCCUACAAAGGAUGUUAUUGUUGCUGUGAUCAAGGAAGGAAAAUUAAAUACAAUUCUAGAAAGAUCAGAAGUGAUCAGAGCAAUUGUACGUACUCGUAAAGAACUCAAACGCGACAACGGGAUGAUAAUACGAUAUGAUGACAAUGCUGCCGUUGUCAUUGAUCAAGAAGGAAAUCCAAAAGGAACUCGAAUUUUUGGUGCGAUCGCCCGGGAAUUGAGACAGUUAAAUUUCACUAAAUAG